Messenger RNA from Exophiala xenobiotica, 2256 nucleotides. RefSeq lists its product as uncharacterized. The transcript is spliced from 2 exons. Lineage: Eukaryota; Fungi; Ascomycota; Eurotiomycetes; Chaetothyriales; Herpotrichiellaceae. Gene Ontology annotation, molecular function: long-chain fatty acid-CoA ligase activity; long-chain fatty acid transmembrane transporter activity. Bases 257 to 2182 code for a protein of 641 amino acids. The record is from RefSeq and is a predicted model, not a curated record.
UCUCUUUGCCUGCUCCAUCUCAGCCAUCCCGUCUCACCCCUCCGCUACUCGUGCCGAGUCAGAGCUACAUAACCGACGCAAUGCGGAGCCGAGAUAGACUUACGUUCAUUAUGCCUCGGUACAACCCAUCUGGUGGGUGAAGCGGAAGCUGACCGCGCAAUCUGACUGUAAUGUCUUUCUUGCAUGGUCUCAUCAACGAUGGAGUCACGGAUUCCUCAUCCUCCUCUGCUCCCUGCAGACAGCCUGUAAUUCCAGCAUGGCGCCAGGGCUCCCCACCAUCGCAGCAGCUCUGGCCGGCGGCCUCGCCACAACAGCGUACCUCGAUGCCAAAUUCCUCUUCCGACACGACCUUCGCGCAGGCUCCCUAGCCGGCAACACCAAGACAGCAGUCGACUUCAUCACGAAAAAAGUCCGCCAGGACAGACUGCUGAUAUACCACCUGAUCGAAGACCACGCGCUCGGCCAAAACGCAAACACGCUGUUCCUCAUCUUCGAAGACCGACAAUGGACAUACAAACAAUUCUACGACGACCUCCAACGCGUGGGCAACUGGCUCCUCGAAGACCUCGACAUCCAACCUCAAGAAAUCGUCGCCCUCGACGGCGGCAACAGCCCUGAAUACCUGCUCCUCUGGUUCGGUCUCGAGUCCAUCCGCGCCUGUCCAGCCUUCAUAAACUGCAACCUCACCUCCGCCCCCCUGACACAUUCCGUCAAGCUCUCCGACGCACGAUACCUCCUCGCCGACCGAGCGACCCAACCACUGGUGCAGCCCUGUGAGUCGGACCUCUCGGCCGCCAACAUCACAACCCUGUACUACGAUGCACGCUCCAUAUCCUCGCUGACCGACCGCACACCCUUGCCCCAAUCCCGCCAAAAGGGCGCCAAACCCGACGAGCUCUCGUGCCUAAUCUACACCUCCGGCACGACCGGCCUGCCCAAGGGCGUGGUCAUGCGACGCAGCCGCGAACUCAACACCUCACGUAGCGUCUCGCAAAAUCUCCGACUCACACCGCAGAAUAGAAUGUACACGUGCCUGCCGCUGUACCACGGCGCGGCGCACGGGCUAUGUAUUACACCCUCGAUCUUCGCGGGCUCGACUGUCGUGCUGUCGCGCAAAUUCAGCCACCGCACCUUCUGGCCCGAAGUCCGCGCCUCGCACGCCGAUAUCCUCCAAUACGUCGGCGAACUGUGUCGGUACCUGGUCAACGCGCCUCCUUCACCGCUCGACCGACAACACAACGUGCGCAUGGCGUGGGGCAACGGCAUGCGUCCUGACGUGUGGGAAGUGUUCCGGCAACGCUUCGGCAUUGACACGAUCAACGAACUGUACGCGGCCACCGACGGGCUCGGCGCGAGUUUCAACGCCAACCGUGGCGACUUCGGACGUAAUGCGGUCGGCAUGCGCGGCGCCCUGUGGCAUUUUUGGAACGCCGCCAACGAGAAGCGCGUGCGCAUGGACUUCGACACGGGCGAAAUCCUGAGAGACUCUGGCACCGGUUUCGCGAUCGAGUGUAAGCCCGGCGAGCCCGGUGAAGUACUCCAUCGCAUCGACCCGACGACCGCACAGUUCACGACGUACUACAAGAACGAAGGCGCGUGGGAGAAACGGCAGUUGCGCGACGUGUUCGCGCCGGGCGACAUGUGGUUCCGCAGCGGCGACAUGAUGAGGCAGGACCGGGACGGGUGCGUGUAUUUCGUCGACAGAUUGGGCGAUACGUUCCGCUGGCGCAGCGAGAACGUUUCCACGAACGAAGUGUCCGACGUGCUGGGCCGCUUCGAGCAGAUCGCCGAGGCGAAUGUUUACGGUGUCGAGGUGCCGCAUGCGGACGGGCGCGCUGGCUGUGCGGCGAUCGUCCCGGUACAGGGGGUGAGUGCUCCGGUGCAGGGGGUAAGUGCUGAUGAUACCAAGGUUUUGGAUCUUGCAGGACUGGCGGAGCACGCGAUCGGCGUGUUGCCGCGGUACGCGGUGCCGGUGUUCCUCAGGGUCGUGCCGCAGCUCGAGUACACGGGCACGAUGAAGUUGCAGAAGGGCCGGCUCCGAAGCGAAGGCGUGGAUCUGGACAAGAUCAGAGCGUCGAGCCCGGAGGAUAAAAUGUAUUGGCUGCCCCCUAGUGGGAACAGGUACGUCGAGUACGGACAGAAAGAAUGGGAGGAUCUGAAGGGUGGCAAGGUAAGGUUAUAAAGAGAGGUCCGGACAAGGUUAGAGUAGACAAAGUUAGUAGACAAUCAUAUACAGAGGACUCGACUCGAGCAACC